UCGCCCAGACUGUCAGUUUCUGCCUGACAGGGACAGAGAGACACACACCGCAGACACUGAUUCAAACUCCAAAAAAUGGAAAAAGGAAGAAGUAGAAGAAUACAGAGACCAGAGCAGGUGUUGUACGGAUAGCAUGGAGUUAAAUUUAAGAGGAUUUACAUUUUUCUUGGACACCUACCUGCAAGUUUCUGCCAAAACUUUAAAAGAAAUCAACUCUGGAUUUUGUAUUUAGGCUACACACUUUCUAACUGAACAAACGUCUUGUGGAUUAUAACUGAAGACUCUUCUCUUUGGACAUUUUGAAUUCAACUCCAGCUCUAAGUGAAAGUGCCACCAGCUGAUUUUUAGUUCCAGAUUUGGUAUCUGUGUUUAUUUUUCGUCGUAAUUGUCAUCUUAUGAAAGUUUAAAUCAGUGUCUUUGGAGUGGAAGAUUUCAGUACAACUUUCUGACUUUUUAUUUCCUCGUUUCAUACUCUCUAUCUUUUAUCCAUUUGUUGCAUAAUGUAGAACAUGUCAAACAUGUUCUCAGAAGAAACUCAGAGUAGUCUUCGGUGAUGACCGGCUGUUUUAAUGUUGGGAAUGACAUCAGAGUUUCAGUGAGAGCAGAGUGACUGAUCUGAUCUGAUCUGAUGUGAAUGGACUACACACACCGCCCGGAGCUGAACACGGCGUCUCACCGCGUCGCAUAGAAGUGGAUCACAAAGUCAAUACUUCACCAAAGUAACCAUGGCGUCCCGAGGGAAGCCCAGCCAGGGGCGUGGCCUGUCCUUUCUGUUUCCUUGCUGCUACAAAGACAGUGACCAACCAGAGAUCACCGUGUGUGAUGACAUGAACACUAUGGCUGCACUGGAGCCCACCCUGCCCAUGCCCCCCCUUCAAGAGCUGGACUCUAUGUUCACUGAGCUGGUGGAUGAACUGGACCUUACAGAUGAGCACAGAGCUACCAUGUUUUCUUUGCCAGCAGAGAAGAAAUGGCAGCUCUACUGUAGUAAGAAAAUGGAGGCAGAGGAGAAUAAAGGAGCAACCAGAUGGCCAGAGUAUUACAUUGACCAGCUCAGGUCCAUGGCUGCUAGGAGGACUCUGCUGGCACUGGAGGAUGAGGGGGAGCAGGGGAGACAUACUAUCGUAGACGGUCUAAAGACAGCGCUGCGGACGCAGCCAAUGAGGUUUGUGACGCGAUUCAUCGACCUGGAUGGCCUGUCUUGCAUCCUGAAUUUCCUGAAGUCGAUGGACUACGAGACCAGCAACUCUCAGGUCCACACGUCCCUGAUCGGCUGCAUCAAAGCUCUGAUGAACAACUCUCAGGGCAGAGCUCAUGUCCUGGGUCACUGCGAGAGCAUUAAUAUCAUCGCACAAAGUCUCACCACUGAAAGCAUCAAAACCAAGGUUGCGGUGUUAGAGAUCCUUGGUGCAGUAUGUUUGGUGCCAGGAGGCCACAAGAAAGUACUGGAAGCCAUGAUGCACUACCAGAAAUAUGCCUCGGAGAGAACGCGCUUUCAGACCCUGCUGACAGACUUGGACAGAUCCACAGGCCGCUACAGAGAUGAAGUCAGUCUGAAGACUGCCAUUAUGUCCUUCAUCAAUGCUGUGCUCAGCCAGGGAGCAGGAGAGACCAGUCUGGAGUUCCGUAUCCAUUUGCGCUACGAGUUUCUGAUGUUGGGCAUUCAGCCGAUCAUUGACAAACUACACUCCAAUGACAACGCCACCCUGAACAGACAUCUGGACUUCUUUGAGAUGUUGAGGAACGAAGACGAGCAUCAGAUGUCCAAACAGUUUGAUGUUCUCCAUAUAGAAACUAAAAGUGCCAGCCAGAUGUUUGAGCUGAUAAAGAGAAAUCUGAGCCACACUGAAGCUUACCCUCACCUGCUGUCUGCCCUGCAGCACUGUCUCAUUAUGACACGUAAGCAGCACCGCAACACCCUUCAGUACUGGGUGUUGUUGGAUCGGAUAAUUCAGCAGCUGGUUCUGCAGACGGACAAAGGUGAAAACCCUGAUGUGGCUCCGCUGGAGGACUUCAACGUAAAAAACAUUGUACGCAUGCUCAGCCAGGAGAACGAGGUCAAACAAUGGAAAGAACAAGCUGAUAAAAUGAGGAAAGAGCAUCAGAACUUACAGCAGCGUCUGGAAAAGAAAGAGAGGGAGUGUGAGGCCAAGAAUGAGGAGAAAGAAGAGCUUGUGGCGAUGCUGAACAAGAUGAAAGACAAACUGGAGCGAGAGAGCAACGACCACAAGCAAGCCCGACUACAAGUGGAAGAACUGUCGGCUCGGCUGCAGCAGCUCAACUUGAUUUCUAGUGUUCCAGGAGGACCUCCUGUGACUUCCGGUAGUUUAUUUCCUCCUGGUCCUGGUCAUGUCCCGUCUUCCUCCUCUUCUCUUCCUCCUCCACCACCUCCUCCUCCUCCUCCUCCUCCAGGAGGCCCACCAGGUUUUGGCGUGGCUCCUCUUGCUCCACCUCUUCCACUCGGGGUUUCACUAGGAAGUGCCCAGAAGAAGAAUAUUCCUCAGCCGUCUAACCCACUGAAGUCGUUCAACUGGAGCAAACUGCCCGAGAACAAGAUAAAUGGAACCAUAUGGAAAGAGAUCGACGAUGCCAAGGUGUUUAAAGUCCUGGAUUUGGACGAGCUCCAGAGGACCUUCUCAGCUUACCAGAAACCACAAAAGGAGGCAGGGGACGACCUCGCUUUAGCUAAGAAGGUCAAGGAACUGUCAGUAAUCGAUGGUCGCCGAGCACAGAACUGUAACAUCCUGCUCUCACGGCUGAGGCUGACCAAUGAGGAGAUCCGCCAUGCCAUCCUGACCAUGGAUGAACAGGAAGACUUACCUAAAGACAUGCUGGAGCAGCUCCUGAAGUUUGUUCCUGAGAAGAGUGACAUUGAGCUGUUAGAAGAACACAAGCAUGAGCUGGAACGUAUGGCCAAAGCUGACCGCUUCCUCUAUGACAUGAGCAGCAUCAACCACUAUCAACAGAGGCUCCAGUCUCUCUACUUCAAGAAGAAGUUUGCUGAAAGAGUAGCUGACGUCAAACCUAAAAUCAAAGCUCUGAGUCUUGCGUCCAGGGAGUUGCUACAGAGCGGGACGCUGCGUCAGCUCCUAGAGGUGGUUCUGGCCUUCGGGAACUACAUGAACAAAGGACAACGGGGAAACGCCUACGGAUUUCAAGUGUCCAGUCUCAACAAGAUAGCUGACACCAAGUCAAGCACUGACAGAAACGUCACUCUGCUCCACUACAUGAUCACUGUAGUGAAAAAGACGUUCCCUAAGGUGGCAGCUUUCAGCCAAGAUCUGCAAAGUGUGCCAGAAGCUGCUAAAGUCAAUAUGACAGAGUUGGAGAAGGACAUUGGCAAUCUGAGAUCUGGCCUAAAAAGUGUUGAGGCGGAGCUACAGUACCAGCAGGGUCAAUCCUCUCGGAGUCCUGCCGAUAAGUUUGUCCCUGUGGUCAGUCAGUUCAUCACUGUGGCCUCCUUCAGCUUCUCUGAUGUAGAGGAGUCUCUCAGUGAGGCCAAAGAAGUGUUUGAAAAGGCACUGAGACAUUUUGGAGAAGACCCGUCCAACCUGCAGCCGGAUACGUUCUUUGGGAUCUUCGACACUUUCCUCACAGCUUUCUCAGAGGCCGAGCAGGACAACGAGAACAUGGCCAGACGCAAGGAAGAAGAGGAGAGACGGGCACUCAUGGAGGCACAGCUGAAGAAAGACAGGGAACAGAAGGCGAGGAAAGCCAAAGCCAAUGAAGAGGAGGAGGGCGGUGAGUUCGAUGACUUGGUGUCCGCUCUGCGCUCUGGAGAGGUGUUUGAUAAGGAUCUGUCCAAAAUGGACCGUAGGAGACAGAGGAGAGGUAACUUGGUGGACAUCAGCCGGGAGAGACCCGUAACCAAACUGAACCAGUAACAGGACACCAUUUUACCCUUUGAAUGUGUUGUGUUCGUUAGUACAGUGAAAAGCAGACACUGGAGCUGUUACAAUGUAAUUUAUGAACCGUCAUGAAUGUAUCUUAAUGUAUUGACAUGAAGCAGAACACUGUUCCUUUUUGUUCUUUUAUAAUUAUUGAAUAAUAAUUAUACAGUUUUUAGGGUUUUUAUGUUCUUUUAAUAAUACAUGUUUUUUUUUAAAAAAAGAGAAAAGAGAAUAGUAACAAAAAGACAUAUAUGUUCUCAGAUAUGUGAUAACUUAUCGUCUUAUAGUAUAUUUGCACUAGUUUGCACCUCUGGUUCAUUUGUGAGUUCUUUCAGAAUUGUAAACAAAAGCAAAUCUGUCUGUUCAUCCUCUAAAAACAUGAACUGGUCAAUAUCAAAUUUAUAACCUACCAAAUAAAGAAACUAUAAUAUAGUAACUGUCAUAUUAAAGUGACUUUAAACAACAGUUUGUAAAUAUCUACACAAUUGUGUCCUGCAGAAAUUGCAUUUUAAUUGCACUAAAGUUGAUGUAUUCAUUUUUAAUAUUUCAAAUCAUUUUGAACCAAACACUUUUUUGUUUUUGGGGUGGAUUGCAUAUAAAAAAGAAUAUUAAUUAUAAUUGUUUUUCUCUAGAGGGACGUCCACACCAAGAACAUUAGCUAAUACGAAAACGAUGUGAGCGUCCUCACGGAUGAACGAUUCUACUCAGAGUUCAGAUGGAUUUUGAUUGGCGGUCAGUGUUUGUUUUUUCUUUUUCAAAUUGCUCUGAAACUGAUCCCAACUGCCGUCGUUAUUGUUGGGGUGUGGACUCCACCAUUCAUUUGAGUUAGAACUAUUUUUCAAGCAAUACAAUGCAUAUAAGGUGAAAAUCCCAUGAAUCAGGGAGAGUUGAGAAUAUGUUGAUCCAUUUGCAAACUAUGUAUUACUACGCAUAACUGUGUACAGUGUAGAAUGAAAAGAACACUCAAUCUAUAGUUUAUGUAAUGUUAAAAGUAAGACGUUUGAACAACGCCGCUAUAUCGACGUCGAUUGGCUUUGCAAAAUUUUAACCAAAUUCACACAGUGAUUGAACAUUGCGGCACAACUUUCAUUUACCCAUGUUAAAUGGUACGACUUUGAAAAGAACAACGUUGCUAUAUAAACAUUGAUUCACUUUGCAAAAUCGUUGUAAUGCCGUCUAGGAAUAUAUUUAUUGUUAUAGUUCUUGGUGUGGACGGUUCUUAACCAAGGAUCAGUAUUAUCAGUUGAUACGAGUAUAUACAAAAGUCCAGGUGUGUUACUUAUAAGAAUUACAGUCCCCUAACAAGGCUUGUUCACCAGCAGCUGUAGCCUGUCCACAGACCAGACAUCAAGCGUCUAACGCUACCUAGCGUUUCAAUCAAAUAUGUAUAGAUGGCCAGAUAACCAAUAGGCGGCCAUUGAGUGGGUCACUGAUCCACAGCGUUCGAGGCGGAGCCCCGUUCAUUCCUAUGAGAGUUGCUCAGUGGCGAAUAAAGCCAAAAAACAUCAACUUGCAUUCGUCCGUAAAGCAGGCGCACUAGAGACCCCCGCCGGCCAGGCCGGCUACCUCCGGUUUAGCGCUUUGCUAACUUAAAUGGGGAUUAAAUUAUUUAUUUGUGCGGCUCUUCUAGACUUUCCAAAUGUUAUCGGACCGAACGGAUCAAAUUCUGAGAGUGACUUACAAACUUCUCUUUCGCCAUGUAAAAAUAUUUUUGGCCCCAAUGGCACCACGUGACGGACACGGAAGUUGUAAUUCCAUUGUUUGGCCGCUAUGUCAAAUUGGUUUCAAAUCCCGGAGCAGGAGCUUCAGUUUUCUAUCCCCCCAAAAAGGGCAGGGCCUUGGCGUUAUGUAAAGUUCUCUGCGUGUGUUGGUGAAAAAGCUGAGGAAUUUUUGCGUUGCUGCUUAUUUUGCCAAUGAGUAUGAUGCCCUGGGUUUGAUUGUGAACAGAACUCACCUGGGUGCAUUUUGAGACCUCUUCAAGUCAGCGUUAGAUCCACUUAUCCGUCUUUAAAACUCUUUCUCUGUAUUUCCCAGUAUCACUAUGUUCAGAAACUGGUGUCGUCCGGCGACUUUCGCGUGCAGAAAAUCGAGUGAAGAUAAUGACCUCUUCUGAAGAGUCCAACAUGUUUUUUUUUAUUCCUCCGUGUCCUCCUUGGCUACUAGCAACUGCGUCAUUACUUAGAAUUCCUUAUGGGGGACACAGGAACUAUGCACUAUAGCUUUAAGACUGCCUGCAUCCAAGGCAGGAUCAAGAUGCUUCUUUCUGAGGAGUGAAUGUUUUCCAAAUGUGUCCAAAACCUGUUUUGUAUUGUGAACGACUUGCUCAACUGUGUAAGACAUUUGGACUAUUUGAUUGAAUGUAAAUAAAACAAUAUAAUGCUU
Molecule: messenger RNA, 6272 nt
Organism: Perca fluviatilis (European perch)
Lineage: Eukaryota; Metazoa; Chordata; Actinopteri; Perciformes; Percidae
Gene: daam1a
Product: dishevelled associated activator of morphogenesis 1a
Exons: 26
Coding region: 726-3884 (1052 amino acids)
Biological process (GO): actin cytoskeleton organization
Cellular component (GO): stress fiber
Molecular function (GO): actin binding; small GTPase binding
Source: RefSeq, a predicted model, not a curated record